Molecule: messenger RNA, 714 nt
Organism: Aspergillus eucalypticola CBS 122712
Lineage: Eukaryota; Fungi; Ascomycota; Eurotiomycetes; Eurotiales; Aspergillaceae
Product: cytochrome P450
Exons: 3
Coding region: 1-714 (237 amino acids)
Molecular function (GO): monooxygenase activity; heme binding; iron ion binding
Source: RefSeq, a predicted model, not a curated record
AUGCCUAUAUGUAGGGGAAGUCUUCGCCCAUGCCACGCCCUACCGCCUACCAUAUCUAGUAAGGGUCUAUUUGCGUGUCUGAAAUCUUAUGUCGCCAACGCGUAUGAAAAGGUUGCGCACCGCCUGUCGCGGAAAGACCUGGAUCGGAAGGACUUCAAGAGCUACAUUCUCCGGCACAAUGACGAGCGUGGCCUGUCGCUGCCGGAGAUCCUGGAGACGGCCAUUAUACUCAUCAUUGCCGGCAGCGAGACGGCUGCAACCUUCCUGAGUGGGUUUACCUACUACCUGCUGAAGCACCCACGCGCUUACAAGCGCGUAGUGGCCGAGAUUGGAUCUAAUUUUAGCACAAUGGAUGAAAUCACUAUCAUCGCGACGCAGGAUAUGCAAUACCUGGCGGCGGUUGAGGACGAGGCGUUCCGCAUGUACCCACCCCCCAACGCAUUCCCCAGGAUUGUUCCCCGCGGGGGUGCCGAGAUCGACGGCGGAUGGGUUCCGGGAGAUGCUACAGUGGGGAUUAAUCAGUGGGCAGCAAACUAUGACCCCGGCAACUUUAACGUGCUUGUGAUAGCCGCACAGGUAUCAGCGCGUAAGACCGACAGAUCAUACACAGGAAGUAGCGUGCGUUCCCGCGGGCAGCAACUAGUCAGCCUUGGCCGUCACCCAAUCUUGAAGAUGGCAAGCAAAAGACGGAAGGAAAAAGGUAAUAGAAAAUAA